AUGAAUUACAAAUUAAUACAAAUUACUUCGUCUCUUCUUUUAAUGUGCUUAUGUGAAGUAUAUAGUAACGAUAAAAAUAAUAAUAAUGGGACUAGGAUUACAAAAUCAAAUCGAUUGUUAUUUGAGCCAGAAAAAAAUGAAAUGGGAGAAGAGGAAGUAUGUGAAGAAAAUGUAUCAUCAUGUGAUGACCAAGAGUCCAUAAACGACGAUCAAGAAUCAAUUUAUGAUGAUCAACCAAUUUAUGAAAAUCAACCAAAUAAUGAACCAGUAGUGAAAAUGUAUGUGUCAAAAGACCCAGUGUUUGAAGAAAUAAAAGUAAGCACCACUCCAAAACUAAAGAUGGGAAGAUUAGGGAUACCACCACCAUCAGAACGCAGACAAAUUAUAGAAAUGCCAUUUAGGUCACCUACUCCACCACCAGUAAAUUUGGAUUAUGAAACCAAAGUAACACAACCACAUGUAUUUAAAAGAACAUCCAAAAUGUUGUAUAGUUCACAUUGUAGCUAUCCAAAUAGUAAAGAAGUUAAAUCAGAGAUAAUCGAUUGGGAUAACUUUAUGUCGGUAAUUGAUCAUGUUGUUUCAACUGACCCAAAGUUAGAAAAUUAUUUGAAAAACAAAGUUUAUCCAAAAAGACGUAAAUACCCAUGCAAUAUGUAUUAA
Molecule: messenger RNA, 660 nt
Organism: Plasmodium berghei ANKA
Lineage: Eukaryota; Apicomplexa; Aconoidasida; Haemosporida; Plasmodiidae
Product: Plasmodium exported protein, unknown function
Exons: 2
Coding region: 1-660 (219 amino acids)
Source: RefSeq, a predicted model, not a curated record